Pocillopora verrucosa is the source of this 818-nucleotide messenger RNA. Its product is annotated as PITH domain-containing protein 1. Lineage: Eukaryota; Metazoa; Cnidaria; Anthozoa; Scleractinia; Pocilloporidae. The record is from RefSeq and is a predicted model, not a curated record. Gene Ontology annotation, cellular component: nucleus.
UCAAGAUGGCGGGUUGUGGACACCAGCACCAUGACCACGAACAUGACGUUUCUGAAGAAGAAAGAGGGGCUCAGUUUCACCUUUUUCUAAAGAUCGAUCUCUUAAAGCUUCAAUGCCUGAACGAAGCUGAGGAAGAAUCGGCCAAAAACGUUUUCAAACCUUGGGAUGAACGCUUGGAUACUAACAAAUUUGUCGAAAGUGAUGUCGACGAAGAACUUUUGUUUAACAUUCCUUUCGUCGGACAGGUCAAAUUAAAAGGUGUUGUCGUGAUUGGCGGAGAAAAUGGUGAGCAUCCCUCUGAAAUGAAACUGUACAAGAAUCGCCCUUCCAUGACUUUUGAUGAUACAAAUGCGGAGCCUGAUCAGACGUUUGAAAUGAGUGAGGACCACGAUGGAAGUUUAGAAUACACGCCUAAAGUCGCACGUUUUUCUAAUGUGGAGCAUCUUUCAAUUUACUUUCCGCGUAACUUUGGAGCUGAAACUAGCAAAGUGUAUUUCAUAGGAUUGAAGGGGGACUUUCAAGAGGCCCAUCGCCAUGGCGUGACAAUUUGUACCUACGAAGCAAAACCGAACAUAUCUGAUCACAAAACAGGCGCCUUUAACAGCGUCAAUCAUACGAUUAGCUAGAGAGAAAGAAAGGGCUUCAAUUAUUGAGUGAAAAAUUGAAUGCGCUGUUGAGAGCUUGUUGCAGUGGAAAGUAACAUUUUUUGUAAAGUUCAACUUAGAGAAAGAGUGUUUCAAAUAGUUUCAUGUUUCAUCAAUUUGUCAGUUACAGCUGUUGAACCAUUAUUAAUUCUGGUUUAGUUAGGAGCAAUAAAC